This is a messenger RNA of Haemonchus placei, 1122 nucleotides long. Lineage: Eukaryota; Metazoa; Nematoda; Chromadorea; Rhabditida; Trichostrongylidae. The record is from the annotation of a GenBank genome assembly.
AUGUGGCGAUCAUUCUUUUGCGCCCUCGUGGCCGGAAUCAUUCUACGAAUCGUGAAUCCAUUUGGCAGUGAUCAGACAUCGCUGUUCCAUGUGGAUUAUAUGAUGAAAUGGACAUUCGUGGAGCUUAUUCCUUUUGCAGGCUUAGGUCUAUUUGGAGGUAUUCUCGGCAGUCUAUUCAUUUUCGGUAAUAUAAGGUGGUCUCGCUUCCGUAAAACAUCGAAAACUCUUGGCGGUAAUCCAAUUUACGAGGUCAUUGUUGUGACUUUUCUUACUGCAGCCAUCUCGUACUUCAAUCCUUACAUGAGGAAAAGUGCUUCGAGCAUGAUAAAGCAGAAAAAAGAUUCUUUGCAGCUUUUCGACAGAUGUGGUCCCGAGGAUUAUAUGUUGAAUCUUUGUGAUUACCAGAACAAAACCUUUACAUCUAAUAAAGUUGAUGACAAUUAUCACACCGGUGUUUUUGGAAGUGGAGUUCAAAGUGCUUUUUGGCAAUUAAUAAUGGCGCUUAUUUUCAAGUUUAUUUUCACGAUUUUCACAUUCGGCAUCAAAGUCCCAUGCGGUUUGUUUGUACCUUCGAUUGCAAUGGGUGCUAUUGCUGGACGACUUGUGGGAAUGAGCAUGGAAGGUAUCUUCCAAAGCUUUCAGACUCAAGGUGGCCAUUCAUCCUAUUGGUCUUGCCAAAUUGGGAAGGACUGCGUUAUGCCCGGACUGUACGCCAUGGUGGGCGCUGCGGCGGUAUUAGGUGGCGUCACCAGAAUGACUGUCUCCCUUGUGGUUAUCAUGUUCGAGUUGACAGGCAGUUUGGAAUUCAUCGUACCUACGAUGGUUGCUACGAUGUUUUCGAAGUGGAUUGGCGAUGCAAUUUGCAAAACCGGAAUUUAUGAUGCCCACAUUGAGCUGAACGGUUAUCCAUUUUUGGAUAACAAGGAAGAAUAUCCUUACUCAACCAUUGCUAUACAGGUGAUGCGUCCAAGUCCAGCUGUUGCGCCUUCUAGCAUUGCACCGGAAAACCAGCAGGAACGAAAUGAUUUGGCUGUGAUAGUUCAGGAUGGAAUGUCUGUCGGUGACAUUGAACAACUGUUACGAGAAACUAACUUCAACGGAUUCCCUGUUGUUGUAUCUACA